GGUCAGACGAAUUUCUCCCAAUCGGAUGAAGUUCACCCUGGGCCUGGGGUCGCGGGCGUUGAGAGUGUCCUGGGAACGGACGGCCGCAGCAGCUGCAGGCGCUAGGGCGGGCGGCAGAGCAUUCGGCGGCGGCGCAGCGCGCGUCUCCAGCCCGCGGCCAGGCCGCCGCGGCUCUCGGCAGGCGCACGCCCUCCCUCUAUGCCUCUCCGGCGGUGGCGGCGCCCGAGCUCUCCCGGACUGCGCCGGGCCCAGCCCCCGCCGUUCCGGCGCCAGGCAGCUGGCUGGCUCGCGCGUCAUGGAGCAGACUUACGGCGAAGUGAACCAGCUGGGCGGUGUGUUCGUCAAUGGCCGUCCCUUGCCCAACGCCAUCCGCUUGCGCAUCGUGGAGUUAGCACAGCUGGGCAUCCGACCCUGUGACAUCAGUCGGCAACUCCGAGUCUCCCACGGCUGCGUGAGCAAAAUCCUGGCGCGCUACAACGAAACCGGCUCCAUCCUGCCCGGGGCCAUCGGGGGCAGCAAGCCCCGUGUCACCACCCCCAACGUGGUCAAACACAUCCGGGACUACAAGCAAGGAGACCCUGGCAUCUUCGCUUGGGAGAUCCGAGAUCGGCUGCUGGCCGAUGGCGUCUGUGACAAAUACAACGUGCCCUCGGUGAGCUCCAUUAGCCGAAUCUUGCGCAACAAGAUUGGCAGCCUGGCUUCCGAGUGGAAUUAUUACCCAGUCAUCUGGACAUUUAUUGAGAUGUUGAGAGGGGCCCUGUCCGGGAGCGAAGGUGCCUCCUACUCCCCCAAGAUGGAAGACUGGGCUGGUGUGAAUCGCACUGCCUUCCCCACUACUCCGGCAGUAAAUGGGCUGGAGAAACCCUCCCUGGAGGCAGACAUUAAAUACACGCAGUCGGCCUCCGGCCUCUCCGCAGUGGGUAGCUUCCUCCCGGCCUGCGCCUACCCGGCUUCCAACCAGCAUGGCGUGUACAGUGCUCCUGGCGGCGGCUACCUAGCCCCUGGCCCUCCUUGGCCGCCCGCCCAAGGACCGCCGCUGGCGCCUCCCGGGACCAGCGUGGCAGUGCACGGCGGGGAACUCGCGGCAGCAAUGACCUUCAAACAUCCUAGUCGAGAAGUGGCCGAUCGGAAGCCACCGAGCCCGGGUGGCAAGGCCCCGGACGCCCUCAGCUUACACGGACUGCCCAUCCCGGCCUCGACCUCCUAG
This is a messenger RNA of Perognathus longimembris pacificus (Pacific pocket mouse), 1207 nucleotides long. RefSeq names its product paired box 1 (gene Pax1). Gene Ontology annotation, molecular function: DNA-binding transcription factor activity, RNA polymerase II-specific; RNA polymerase II cis-regulatory region sequence-specific DNA binding. The record is from RefSeq and is a predicted model, not a curated record. Bases 26 to 1207 code for a protein of 393 amino acids. Lineage: Eukaryota; Metazoa; Chordata; Mammalia; Rodentia; Heteromyidae. The transcript is spliced from 6 exons. Gene Ontology annotation, biological process: anatomical structure development; regulation of transcription by RNA polymerase II.